AGUCCAGGUGGGUGCCCCUAAAAUCUGAUUGGAGAAGGUCCGCAGGGCUCCGUGAGGAAGUAGGCGUUUCUUCUACUAAUACUCAGUGUGAGGUCAAACAUCAGACGCUUUAUAAAGCCAGAUUUCUGUUAUUUGGUGCUCACCAAAGGGAUAUUUCAGACAGAGGAGGUGCACUGACAAUGUGGGCGUCUGUUGUGCUGUUGGUGUUGCUGGCAGUGGCUUCACACACUGCGGCGAAGCCUAGAAACCGUUUCACUCGCUAUCCAUCAUGGAACAAUAAGAUGUACCCGAUCUGGAAAGAUGGAGACCCACGAUACAAAGACUCCUGGAAAGGUGGAAGAGUGACUUUCAAUGUGGGGAACGAUUCGCCGACUCUGACUGCAGCCAAAGUGACUUUUACAAUCGACUUGGAGUUCCCACACAACCAGAAGGUGCAGCCUAAUGGAGACGUUGUUUGGGCCGAAGACUGCAUAGUCAACGGGACAAAGUACCAGGAGUCUGAGCCAGUAUACCCAGCUCAGAACACAGACUGGGAGGCUGUUUUCCCUGAUGGGACACCAGUUAAAAAGGACAAGAAGCCGGCCUACGUGUUUGUCUGGAAGACCUGGGGUCAGUACUGGCAGGUGGCAGACGGCCCCUCUUCCUCCCUGACAAUCAAUACGGAUGACAUCCCACUGGGCUCCUACACCAUGGACAUCGUUAUCUACCACUACCGUAGCAAGGAGAAGUUCAUUCCUCUGGGAUACGCCUCCAAUCAGUUCUCCAUCACUGAUCAAAUCCCCUUCGCUGUCUCUCUGGACCAAGUGAACGACAUCAUGGCCGGGGACAUGCACUUCAUCCAGAACAGGGCGAUCGCCUUCUCCAUCACCCUCCACGACCCCAGCCAGUACCUCAGCAACGCAGACAUCACCUUCAACUGGGACUUUGGCGAUCAAAGUGGAGCCCUGAUAUCCAGAGAGCUGACUGUCACUCACACCUACAUCAACUCUGGCUCCUUCAAGCCUCAGGUGGUGAUCCAGGCGGUCAUCCCAGAUAAGGCCUGCGACCCACCAGUUAAUCUCCCAACCAAAGCCCCUGGUCCACCUACUCAUCAGGGCACCACAGUGAUAGCUGCUACACUGGCGUCUGCUGUCCCCAUACUGGUUUCCACCAAGGCAACUGGUACAACUGUAAACAUGGUUCCUUCGGACACAGAGGAGGACAACACUGAGGAUGAGGCCUCUACUGCCCCCAACACUCAGCCUGCCCCGGAAGCACCCACAGUGGCCAAAACUCCCUCCCCCAUCAACGGUGACAUGCCAGCUCACAGUGAGGCAAAGACAGGUGCAAAGCGACCAGUGACCCUGACGGGCCAAGCGACUGUGGUAGUCGUUGCUAAGAGGGACGCUGAUGACAAACCCUCCGACGAUGACUGCGUCAUAUACCGUUAUGGCUCCUUCUGCACUGGCAUCGAAGUGUUUGAGGCCAUUGAAAAAGUAGAGAUUGUACAAAUGGACAACACUGUGAUGGCAACACCGGACAUGGACAGAAACGUGUUGGAUAUCACUGUUACCUGCCAGGGAAGCUUUCCCAAAGAGGUGUGCAGCGUGAUUCUGGAUGCAGAGUGCUUGAGGCCAAUUCACACGGCGUGCAACAUGGUGGAGCCCUCCAAAGAGUGCCAGCUGGUGUUGCGUCACUUCUUCAAUGACUCUGGUGUCUACUGCAUCAACGUGUCCAUGGCCAACGACGUCAGUUUAGCUGUCACCAGUGCCAAAGUCAACGUCGACAUAGGUUCAGGUCUGUCCUCUCCUGGCACCAUCGCCAUGGUGUUGGGUGCCUUGGUACUUGUUCUAGCAGUAGGAAUAGUGGCAUAUUCUUACAAGCGCUUUAAGUCCUACCGUCCUCUGAAAGAAGACCUGAUAGCGUCUGCAGGCCCGCAGGUGGGCCGGGCUCCUGCCUGCUCUGGAGCCUCUGUGUUCUGGAAGCUUCUGAACAGACGGGGAGCUGUGGACAACUGCCCUCUGCUGCAGGACCGACCUGUGUGAACCAGCCUCACACCAUAAAAUGCAACACCAAGAAACUUAUGAUUCCAAGUUUUUUGCACCUGAGAUGUCUUUUACAUAGUUUCUAAAUGACAAACUCAGUGUGAAAUAUUUAGGUGUUCAAAUCAAAAUAUUUUUUUUUCUUGAAUUACACAUUACACUUUAGACAUGCUCUGAUCUUUUGUACCUACAAAGUUGGUAGUAAAAGUGUAUACUUUCAUUUUGACAAAACUGAAUUUUUCCAAUAAACGUUGCUCAAAACA
Molecule: messenger RNA, 2284 nt
Organism: Sander lucioperca (pikeperch)
Lineage: Eukaryota; Metazoa; Chordata; Actinopteri; Perciformes; Percidae
Gene: pmelb
Product: premelanosome protein b
Exons: 12
Coding region: 180-2024 (614 amino acids)
Biological process (GO): melanosome organization
Cellular component (GO): melanosome
Source: RefSeq, a predicted model, not a curated record